Messenger RNA from Oncorhynchus tshawytscha (Chinook salmon), 2167 nucleotides. RefSeq names its product protein Wnt-10b. Lineage: Eukaryota; Metazoa; Chordata; Actinopteri; Salmoniformes; Salmonidae. Gene Ontology annotation, biological process: neuron differentiation; cell fate commitment; multicellular organism development. The record is from RefSeq and is a predicted model, not a curated record. Gene Ontology annotation, cellular component: extracellular region. Gene Ontology annotation, molecular function: cytokine activity; frizzled binding.
CCUUCACGUUCGCCCCAAACUAUUCUGCUCUCUUUCUUCAUUCCUCGUUUUGUUGGAGGCACAUCGCUAAUCUACUCCACUCUUGUCCAAUUUUUCUUUUAAUCGAUUUUCACACCAGUGUUUUAAUGUCACGUCGGGAAAGACGCUUACCAAAAUGGAGAUAUCACAUAAAUUCAGUUGGGACCUUGUCCUGAUUUUGGCAGCGGCACUUACGUCACCUGCAAUCACGGUGCUGUGUAAUGACAUCCUGGGUCUGAAGGUGGCAGGAGAUCCAGUGCUGACCCCUACCUCUGUCUGCCUGCGGCUGGCGGGCCUGAGCAAGCGUCAGAUGCGUCUGUGUGUUCGGAGCCCCGACGUGACGGCUUCAGCCCUGCAGGGCAUGCAGGUGGCCAUCCACGAGUGCCAGCACCAGCUCAGAGAUCAACGGUGGAACUGUUCAGCCCUGGAGAGCCUCAACAAGCUGCCCCACCAGAGCGCAAUCCUCAACAGGGGCUUCAGGGAGACUGCCUUCUCUCUGUCCCUGUUGGCAGCGGGUGUGGCACACUCCGUGGCUUCUGCCUGCAGCUUGGGCAAGCUCCGUGACUGCGGCUGCGAGGCCAAGCGUCGCCUGGACGAUGACAAGAUCCGUCUCAAACUCACCCAACUCCAGCUGCAGACCCUACAGAGAGGCGGGGCCAGAGCGGGCAUGGGAGGGGACGGGGAGGAGGCCCCCCCGCCCCCCAGGAUUUGAGAUGUGCCAGCCAGCCAGCGUUCUGGUUCUACCCACCCCACCUCCCUCCUCAAUCCCCUGCCAGAGGACUUCAGCCCCCAGCAGGAAACCUGGGAGUGGGGGGGCUGUAGCCAUGACACCCGCUUCGGUGAGAGAUUCUCCAGGGAUUGGUUGGACUCCCGGGGGACUCCGAGGGAUAUCCACGCCCGCAUGAGGAUCCACAACAACAGGGUGGGCCGACAGCUUGUGACUGACAACAUGAAGCGGAGGUGUAAGUGCCACGGCACGUCAGGCAGCUGCCAGUUCAAGACCUGCUGGUACGUGUCUCCUGAGUUCAGGCUGCUGGGUUCUCUGCUGAGGGAUAAGUUCCUCACCGCCAUCUUCAUCAACUCCCAGAACAAGAACAGCGGGGUGUUCAACCCCCGGGUCGCAGCUGGCAAUGGAGCCUUGAAUGGGGUUAGGAACGGGGCCGGAGUAGGAUCCAGAUCUGGGUCUGGGGGCGUGGGUAGCCCAAACAAUGUGGGUCGGCGGAGGCCGAGUGUGUCACGGGAGCUGGUCUACUUUGAGAAGUCUCCAGACUUCUGUGAGCGGGAGCCGUCCCUGGACUCCUUGGGCACCCAGGGACGGAUCUGCAACAAGACCAGCCACAGCAUGGACAGCUGCGGGUCCCUGUGCUGUGGGAGAGGGCACAAUAUCCUGAAGCAGACACGUAGUGAGAGGUGCCACUGCCGCUUCCACUGGUGCUGCUACGUGCUCUGUGAGGAGUGUCGAGUCACUGAGUGGGUCAACGUCUGUAAGUAGACCAGUAGCCUCCUGUACACACAAACCCACACAACUAAACCUUUCAUUUGGUAUAUGGGUAGACGAGGCCCAUCCAGGACUCUUACUUACUUAAUCAUCUUAAUGCUUUGGGAUGCAUGGGGCCACCACAAGAGAGAAAGAGUGCUACUAUUUCAAUGCAGCACUAGCAGCCAUCUUGGUAAGGGUUCCUGGUCAGACCACAGUCUUUGAUGUUCUUCUCAACUGUCCUCCAUGUUUCUCCUGGACAUUUUCAGGACACAGGAUGGCAAAAUCUAAAUCCACCCUUUAACUCUGUCCAAUGUACACACAUCCACCCAACCAAACCUUUCAUUUCAGUGUUUGUGUUUCUCUUUGCGUCAGUUAAGUCUCCCACAGAAUCGGUUUACCCCCCGCUUCUUCUUCUUCUCCUCUUUUUUUUCUUCUUUCCAUCAUCUGGGAUCUAUUUUCCCUUUGUUGCCUGUUGUUAUUCUCAAAAUGCCAAGUCAAAGAUUGAGGAAGAGGUGACUCAUGUCAUUUGUCUUUCUUUCCUCUGCCUGUUUGGAUGCAGCCCUUUCAGCCAUGAUAAUCAGAAUGCCCUGGACCCCAUCUGCUGUUCUGUUCUGCGCUCCCCUGGUCUCUGUUCAGAAACAAAGAACACUCAAACAGCAGUAAGGCAUU